Parus major (Great Tit) is the source of this 4064-nucleotide messenger RNA. RefSeq names its product cystathionine beta-synthase-like. Gene Ontology annotation, cellular component: cytoplasm. The transcript is spliced from 17 exons. The record is from RefSeq and is a predicted model, not a curated record. NCBI's taxonomy places the organism in Eukaryota, Metazoa, Chordata, Aves, Passeriformes, Paridae. Gene Ontology annotation, molecular function: cysteine synthase activity; cystathionine beta-synthase activity. Bases 2271 to 3857 code for a protein of 528 amino acids.
AAGCCCCCAGACUUGCCACUUAAACCUUUUUUUUUUAAAGAAAGUAUUUAAUUAAAAAUUUUAUGUCUCUAAAAGAAGCAUUUUAUUUCAAAAUUGUCUUCUGUCCCUCCAAUACUCAUCUAAAUCUUGUUUCCUUUCAGGUUGAAAAGAUCCCCAUUUCUUGUUUGGUCACUGAAGGGAUGAAUCUUAUUUUUGAGCACACACUGCUGAGGAGACAACCAGGAAGGGGUGGCUGGGUUAUUCUGUAACUGCAAUGCCCAGAAAACACAAUUCUUGCUGGGGUUGGGAUUAUUUGCAGCCUCUUCACAGGAGAGCUGCAUGUCCUCUGUCACAUCAGAUAGCCCAGAAGAGUUUUCUGUGAUGGAUUACCUCUGGCAAUGUUUUCCAGAGAGUUCAUUUAUUGCAAAAAGAUCAAAGGUAAAGUCAUCCCUGUGCUAACACCUACACCAGUCUUGUCUUCAAAGAUGUAAUUCCAAAAUAAGCAUUCUGAAAAAUCCUUACUCUUGCCUGAUCAUGUCAGCAAUGAUGAAGUUUCCUUCACCACGGUGUUUUGGAGGAGCACGGCCCCAGCAUGGAGCAGGCAGCUCUGUGCGCUACCCUGUGGAAAAGAGGGACUGAAAUUCUCGUGUGCUCUUCCUCUUCAAGCAAAAUCUGCAUCCAUGUAAUUUCCUGAUCUCCAGCUGGUGCUUGGGAAUCACCAUGGAGCAGAAGCUGCUCAGUGCUCUCAGCUGAUUUAAUAGUGAAGCAGUUGUACGAGAAGGAGGCAGAGGUUUAGGAGUGGAGGUGGUGCAGAGACUAACCCUAGGAUUCCAGAGGACACAGAAAGUCCCCACCAGACAGCACCUAACACAAUAUGUCAUUUCUGUCACUACUUAUGCCUGAUUGAGCAAGGCCCACGUCGACACAGAUGAGCUGGCUUUAAGUUCCAGCACAGGACACGAAACCAAAACAGCAGCGAAAUUCUACAACCAGCACCAAAUUGCUGGGGGAAGGGUUCAGAGCACUCCUGAAGAUAAGUAUGUAAUUAAAACAAACAAUAAAUUGCUUAUCUUUUCCUUUCUAGCCCAGUCACCUCCCCUCACAGAGCAAUCAGGUGCUGGGCACAGCGAGGAGUGGGGCAGGACCCAAUCGCGUCCCUCCCGGAGCCCGCAGGUGUCCCCUGCCACCAGCACAUAUUAACUGGGGCUGAGCCUCAGCUCACACACUUGGCUGACGGGCUGCAGGGGUGAGUAUUGGCUCAUCUGUUACCUCCCAGCAGACUCCCUGGGAAAUGGAGACCCUCAGUGCCGUGGGGAGAUUUGGAAUUUGGCAGCCCCUGCUCCCCAUCCCAUGCAAAGGCUGAACCUCACUUGGGGAGUAGCUGCGCUCUCAGUAAGCCCUGAGUAAAUCAGGCAAGCAGGCAGGAUUUGGCUUCACACUAUGAGGUCAGUGGGGUGGUGGAGAGGGUCUUCUGGAGAGCUUCUGCAACUCCAUCCCUGGAGGUUUUCAAGAUCUAAAGAGGGCAAAGCCCUGAGCAGUCUGGGCUGAAUGAAGUGGUGCCCCAGCUCUGAGCAGGAGGCUGGACUGGGGCCUCCUGAGGUCCCUUCCAGCCUGGGUCACUCCAUCAUUCUGUUAAGCUGAUGUUACAUUUGCCUUGCUCAAUGGCAGCAAUGCUAUUUCUUUAGAAUGAGGCAAGAAAAAGGCAUUUUGCUUCUCAUGGAGCAAGCUUGCAUGUACCUCUUUCUCCCUUGCUGAGUUCAUCUAAUUCUUCCCUCACUUUACUUAAUGAACAUCUUAAUUUUCUUCCCCUUGAAGUUAUCAGAGCAGUGUGAUAACCUGAUAACUGCAAUCUCCUAUCUGCAGAGUGCUCUGUAAACAUUAGCCUGUGCUCCUUGUCAUAUAUUUUCAUUAAGUGGCAGCAGCUGGGUAUUAUCAUUCCCGGUCUCUUGGCCUGCUUCCCAGUUCCAGUGGAGAUUUCCAUUUAUCCUUUGCCCAGUCUUGUGCCCUCUCAAGAUUCUCCAUUCAGCAGCAAGUAACGGGGCUGUGCCAGGACACCUGCAGUGGGUCAGGUGUAUCUGCUGGCUGACCAGAUCAUACCUGAGGCUUCAGCCAGGGACUGGGAGGAGUAUUGGGACACAGGGACAGCCCAGCCCUCAGGGACCAAACCCCAGUGUCAUCCUCCAGCGUGGAAACCACCAGGGAAUUACAGCACAGACCCGGGGCUGUCCUGCCACGCUGCUGCAAGGAAACUCCCACCAGGAGGGUGAAACGAGCAGGCAAGCAGGAGGAGGAUGGCAGAAAUGGAGCUGAGUAAGAAGUGUCCCCUCAUGAAUGGCAAUGGUGCAGGAAUUCAGGACAGCUCGUGGACCCUCCCCAACUUGCCCAGUAAGUGCACGUGGACAGCCACAACGCCUGCCAGCAAGUCUCCACACUCCUGUAUUCCCUUGACAGAAGAAAAGAAGAUCUUGCCCAAUAUCCUCAAGAAAAUUGGCUGCACCCCAAUGGUCCGGAUUAACAAGAUUGGGAAGCCCUAUGGGCUCAAGUGUGAGCUCUUGGCAAAAUGUGAGUACUUCAAUGCAGGGGGCAGUGUGAAGGACCGAAUCAGCCUCAGGAUGGUGGAGGAUGCAGAGAGAGCCGGGAUUAUCAAACCAGGAGACACCCUGAUUGAACCCACUUCGGGAAACACAGGAAUUGGGCUGGCACUGGUGGCUGCAUUGAAGGGUUACCGCUGCAUCAUCGUCUUGCCAGAGAAAAUGAGUGUGGAGAAGGUUGAUAUUCUGAAGGCACUGGGUGCUGAAAUCGUGAGGACCCCGUGCACCCGCUUUGAUGCCCCCGAGUCCAACAUCCGAGUUGCCUGGAAGCUGAAAAGUGAAAUCCCAAACUCUCACAUCCUGGAUCAGUACCGAAAUCCGAGCAACCCCCUGGCUCAUUACGACACCACGGCCGAGGAGAUCCUGGAGCAGUGUGAAGGCAAGGUCCACAUGGUGGUGAUUGGGUCUGGCACAGGAGGCACCAUCACUGGUGUGGCCAGGAAGCUGAAGGAGAAGUGCCCGGAGUGCAAGAUCAUUGGCGUGGACCCCGACGGCUCCAUCGUUGCUCUGCCCAGUGAGAUGAACAGGACCAACACCACAACCAUUGAGGUGGAGGGCAUUGGGCACGACUUCAUCCCCACUGUCCUGGACAGAUCAGUGGUCGAUCAGUGGUACAAAUGCAACGACAGAGACUCAUUCCUCAUGUCCCGCAGGCUGAUCAGAGAGGAGGGGUUAUUGUGUGGUGGCAGCUCAGGCAGUGCCAUGUCCGUGGCUGUGAGAGCUGCCAAGGAGCUGAAGGAAGGUCAGCGCUGCGUUGUCAUCCUGCCCGACUCCAUCCGGAACUACAUGUCCAAAUUUGUGAAUGAUAAGUGGAUGAUAAGUAAUGGGUUCCUAAAUGACGUCCAGGAGCACAAGCCUUGGUGGUGGAACAUCAAGGUGCAGAAACUGAACCUCUCGGCCCCUCUCAUUCUCCUCCCAGAAGUCAGCUGUCAAAAGGCAAUUGAGAUCCUCCAGGAGAAGGGAUAUGACCAAGCUCCUGUUGUUGCUGAGUCAGGGCUUAUUUUGGGAAUGGUGACCCUCAGCAACACCCUCAGCUCCGUGCUGGCUGGAAACGCAGAGUUCUCAGACCCUGUCACCAAGGUCACCUACGACCAGUUCUCAAAGAUUGGCCUGGAGGACAGCCUGGGGAAGCUUUCCUGCAUCCUGGAGAACGACCACUUUGCAAUCGUUGUACUUGAGCAGAUGCAGUUCAGUGGGAACGGCAGCUCCUUCAUGAAGCAGAUGGUGUUAGGCGUGGUCACAGCCAUGGACCUCCUCACCUUUGUCAACAGGAACGACAAGAAGUAGCAGAGCAGCUCGGCUGGCCCCGCUCCUCCAGCAGGUCCAGGUGUGCCCCCGAGCCCAAACCACCUGGUCAAGGGAGCCUCUGGCUCAAUCCAGCCAAUAGUUUCUCAAAAUGCCUAGGUGAAAAUUGUGAUGUAUUGUAUUUGUCUGCCAAAUGCCAGCCACGGUAUCACUAAAGAGGAGAUAACUAAAGAAACUGUGUUUAAUAGC